Messenger RNA from Mercenaria mercenaria, 1866 nucleotides. Its product is annotated as ADP-ribosylhydrolase ARH1-like. The record is from RefSeq and is a predicted model, not a curated record. NCBI's taxonomy places the organism in Eukaryota, Metazoa, Mollusca, Bivalvia, Venerida, Veneridae. The transcript has a single exon. The coding region runs from base 535 to 1758 and encodes 407 amino acids.
GUGUUUCUCCAUGUUCUCUGACAGCGCCGACCAGUCAUAAUCGGAAAUCGAUUGUUGGUUGUACCGAUGUAGAUGUAGAUGUAGAAGUAACAAAGGAAUGCCUUUUUUCUUUUUGCGAGACUGUGUAUACAAUACAGCAUGACUCGUAUAAUCUCAACCUCCGUGCAGGAAUAUUGUCAAUCUGUACCGAUAAGGGGAGGUAACACUGUGUUGGAGUUUGGGAUAAUCUUUGUAUAGAUCUACUAGAAGUUUUAAAAACAAUAUUUUUGCAAAUGUGGGCGAAAUACUGUUAAAAGAAAAUACAAAACAAGACGCAUAAAAUAAUAAUAAAAAAACAAACAAUUCUAAAGAGACGUGUUUAUUAUAUCAUGAUUCUAUUCACUACUUCUCGUAUUGGAUUUAUCUUUGAAACAGCCUCUGGGCUUCUCUGCAUAACUACAUUAUAUAUCACAUAGAGCUAUGCUAGUCUAGUCAAUAGUCAAUGUGGACGGUUUAGUCUAUGAUCUAUAUAAAAUAAUAGUACGACAGUGUUUCAUGAUGAGUGUUUUAAGCAGAAUAAAGAGGGUAAUAACUGGAGUAACUUUACAAGAAAGAUACGAAGCAGCUAUGGUGUUGAGCGGUGUAGGAGAUGCUCUGGGUUACAAGAACGGUAUCUGGGAGUUCUGCCACUACGGAGAAGAAAUUCACGAGGAACUGGAAGACUUGGGUGGUUUGAACAAAAUUAAAGUGUCGUUACCAGACUGGAAGGUCAGUGAUGAUACAGUGAUGCAUAUGGCGACGGCGGAGGCCCUUAUAGAGUGGUUUGAUUUGACAAACACGGACGGCGUAAGCUCAGAGCCACAGGAACAACUGUACUUAAAAUUUGCCGCGAAAUAUAAAGAAUGUUUGCAUGACAUGAAAGGGAGAGCACCAGGUGCCACUUGUGUGGGUUCUUGCGGUCUUUUAAAACCGGACGAAAGUGGCGGCUAUAUUAUUCCAUUCAAUAAGAAAGGUGGUGGUUGUGGCGCUGCUAUGAGGGCUAUGUGUAUUGGAUUGUUUUACCCACAUCCUGAAGACCUUGAAAAUCUCAUCACAGUUAGUGUUGAAUCGGGACGUAUGACACAUCAUCAUCCUACUGGGUACCUAGGGGCUCUUACCACAGCCUUGUUCACGUCAUAUUCAAUCCAAGGGAGACCAUUGAAAGAGUGGGGAGCGGGUUUAAUGGAAACACUGCCGAAAGCGCUUGAAUACAUCAAAGAAAGUAAAAUUGAUGUGGAACAAAAUGUAGAAGCUUGGGACUACUUCACGAGGCAGUGGACAAAGUAUCUGCAACUUCGGGGUAUAUCUGACGGCAAAAGUUCUCCGAAGUUCCCAAAAAACUUUGGGGUUAAAGAACGCGAUGCGUUCUACAGCUCCAUUGGUUAUAUGCGUGGCGGUUUUGGCGGGAAAAGUGGUCAUGAUGCCCCUAUGAUUGCGUACGAUUCGUUGCUGGGCUAUAACGGCUCGUGGCCAGAUCUAUGUAACAGGGCUAUGUUCCAUGCUGGAGACAGCGACAGUACAGGUGUUAUCGCUGCGUGUUGCUAUGGUGCUAUGUUUGGAUAUAAAGGUGUCAACAAAAACAACUACAUAAAUCUAGAAUAUCGAGAGCGUCUGAGGGGACUCGGUGAGAAGUUGUAUAGAGUAAGCCACCCAGACAAAUUUAAGAAACAGCAAACGAAAGCAGAAGAUAAUACAGGGUCUUUACCCAAACCUUCGACAAGUAAAAGUAGUGAUGAAUAAAAGAAAUGAAGUUGCAAAUCACGGUGAUUCAGGUAGGCCUACUCAGUUCAAAAGACAUUGUGUCGUGAAAUAUAAAAAGGUAGUAGAUCUGUCUGUAUGAUUUGAAAG